GAGAGAUAAAGACGAUAGAUGUUUGAUAGGAAAGAAGAAGCAAACCACACCAGAACACUCGCCGACCACCCACUCACUGUUCUAUGCUUGGCCAACUCUGCAGCUCUUUCAACAAGGAUAUUUGAACAGGAAUUAGACUUAGGGUAGAGCAGAGGGAAAGAGGAGAAAGGGGGAACAUUUUUCGUCGCUGUCAGGUUUUGAACCCGGGACCUACUGAAUGAGAGGCAAAUACCGUGCCACAAGACCACGAGAGCUCACAGACAAAGAGUGAGAAAUAACAAUUACAUAUGUAUGUACAUAUAUGUAUUCUUAUUUUUACUCUGGCUAAAAAUAAAAAUAAAUAAAUUAAUAAAUAAAUAAGGGGAAUGAACUCAUACAAUAUCGAUUUAAGAGAAUAAUACAGGAUUAUCUCUACUUUGUGUUGUUUUUACUCGGCCUAUAUUCUUGUCAUUGCAAUUAAUUUGUUCACGUCUCUUGGUUAACCAAAUCUUAGCUAGCAUUCAAUGUCUUUUGUAUACACCCCUCCCCACCCAUUUUAUAAUCAGCCAAAUUUCGCUUUUAAGUGUGCCAUUGAACCAUUCCCAGCAAUACAUUGCAAGUUUGAAGGUGAACUUUUGAACUUUCACCUUCACGAUGAGGUCAUUAUCGUUGAUUAUGCCCUUAUCAUUUUGGAAAAGAAAUAAUAGCCUAGAUCUAGAUCUACUAAUUUAACACAGCAAACAGAGACGUUGACGAUAAAAAGAUAUUUUUUCUUGUUGAAAGAUUCCAUUGUAAGGAUCCUUGGCCUUGGUGUAAAAGGCUGGUACUGAUAGUAUUAAUUAGGACUAGGUCGUCCAACAUUUCUUCUGACGAGAUUUUUUUUCUUACACGUACCCGUGUAACUAGAUCUGGCUAACACUUUACGUAAAUAGAGAAGACAUGAAGGUACCCGGAAAUGAACUGUUCCAAAACGAUCGAAUGACUGAGACCUAAAUUAGACCUCAUUAAAAUAUUAUCAAAAUAUUCCAAAGUCCAAUUUGUAAUGAUGUAGUCGAUACCUGUUUGACGGCCGAUACAAGGUGAUGUUUGAGUGCUGGGAACUGCACACUACACCCUCACCAGCGAGUUGACAGACGACAGUACAAGACAGCACAGGUUAACCGCUGAGGGAAUUGUGUAGCGUGGGAUUAUGACAGACGCGACAUCAUGCUCAGACCCUGCCGCGGAGGACUUGCUCGUCGCUCGGGUCGGGGCCGCUCAGUUUAUCACACUCAACAGGCAGAAAGCUCUCAACGCUCUCAACCUACGCAUGAUCAGACGCCUGACUCCUCAGCUCACGUGCUGGGAGAAAGAAUCGUCCACAAACAUCGUGGUUCUGAAAGCCGCCGGUGACAAAGCUUUCUGCUCCGGGGGAGAUCUCAAAUCAAUAUACCAUUCCCAUCAAGAAGGUGGUCAUUAUGCCCAACAUUUCUUCUACGAAGAGUUCAGCCUCAACUCAAUUAUAGGUUAUUACAAAAAGCCUUUGGUGUCGUUACUAAAUGGGAUUACUUUUGGUGGGGUGAGUAUUGCUGUACUUUUGAAGGCAAGCAAAGCCUUGGUCGGUUGUUGGUUUAUUCUGCCGUUUAUUUGUUUGUUGUUUGUUUGUUUGUUUGUUUGCUUGUUGUUUUUCUUCUAUAUAUGUAUGUGUUUUUAGGCCCCCAUUGACACAUGGUAGAUCAGGAAAGGGGCUGGCUUCCCUGUCCUUCCUGUCAGCUACAGUCUAGGCUAAGAGAGAUGAAACAUCCCAGCAGAAAGACCGAGAUACUCGAUGAAAAUUCUCCCGACUCUGGGAACAGGGUAGGGAAAUGCUUCCUACGAAAGAUUCUUCUUCUUCUUCUAUCGCGUGGCUGGGGCAACGGUGGGGUCACCACUGCACCUGACAACCAGCUCUCGCCAUUUAUCUUAUCUUUGUCCUCUGCUUUCUUCAGAUUGUCACCCAUAGUCUUCCC
Messenger RNA from Aplysia californica (California sea hare), 1967 nucleotides. Its product is annotated as 3-hydroxyisobutyryl-CoA hydrolase, mitochondrial. The record is from RefSeq and is a predicted model, not a curated record. Gene Ontology annotation, molecular function: 3-hydroxyisobutyryl-CoA hydrolase activity. The transcript has 5 exons. Gene Ontology annotation, biological process: L-valine catabolic process. Lineage: Eukaryota; Metazoa; Mollusca; Gastropoda; Aplysiida; Aplysiidae. Bases 1169 to 1672 code for a protein of 167 amino acids.